This is a messenger RNA of Ilex paraguariensis (yerba mate), 185 nucleotides long. NCBI's taxonomy places the organism in Eukaryota, Viridiplantae, Streptophyta, Magnoliopsida, Aquifoliales, Aquifoliaceae. The record is from the annotation of a GenBank genome assembly.
AAACCGAGGCUUCUUGCGAGCUCUUCCAGACCCAAGAAGAUCAUGCUGCACUUCUUAAAGAGUUUGAAAGUUUCAAGGCUAGUUCUAAAGCCAAAGAAGAUUUAUCCUACAACGAUGGGAGGACAAGGAAGAGGACGAGGAAGAGGAAGAGCUUGCCUAACAAGUUAGCCAGAUUGAAAAGAUAA